Molecule: messenger RNA, 3630 nt
Organism: Symbiodinium necroappetens
Lineage: Eukaryota; Dinophyceae; Suessiales; Symbiodiniaceae
Source: the annotation of a GenBank genome assembly
AUGGAGUGCUUCCGGAAGAUCCUUCGCCGAUCGCUGCUGAUUGUCAUCGUGCUUGGUGCAAGCUACCCCCUGCUGCUUCUUGCAGUUGGCAAGAUCGACCCCCUGACCUUCGGAAGAGUUAAAGUGAUUUUUUCCCGCACUGCCUACGCACCUGCGCAGCCGCAAAGCACAGAGCUUCAGCCUGACAAAGAGCAGGAGACCGCACAAGAAGAACCGGAGGCAGCAGAGACGACGGAGACCAGUUCCGUCGUCUCGGUGGUCCUAACUGCAUCUAAGGGGAGCGAGCCGGAAGGUUUUUGCCAGGUUCUGCAGCAGCUGGCCAACCGCAGCUGCUUGACGGACAGUGGAGGAAGUGGUGGUGGCUGCAGAAUUACGACGAAUUGCAGCGACUCUCCAUCUGGUGAUGCAUCGUUUUUUUCGCCGCCGGCAAGUGAAGCGAUGCUUCGUGCGAGCGCAGGCACCCGUUUCGUGCUCUUUCUGCGGGAUCCGCGAGACGUCCUGAUUUCGGCGUGCGACGUGCCAGCGCACGCUGGUUGCGAGAAUUUGAACCUUUUCCUAAUGCAGAACAUCCGGCCUGUUUCGAGAUCCGCAGAGCUAGGCUAUCGCAUCUUCACUUCCAUGAAGCGGGAGAGCCCCGAGAGAGCAGAAAUCUUCUACUACGAAGACUUCCACCGUGCCGCCAGCCGGAGCCGACUGCUCAGCGCUUUGGCGCAGUUCCUGGGUCUGUCCUUGGCAGAGCCGGAGCUUCGGUCCUUGGCCGAAGGAGGAAGGAAAAAAGGGGCGAUUUGCAUUGCGAACUCUUUGCUCCCGAACUUUUUGGCGGCGUCCUUGACCCGUGCGAUGGCCAAGGAGCUGCCUUUGGAUCUGGCGAAACGAUGGCAGGUCUUGUGCCCUCCGCUCUGGCCCAAGACCUGCCGAAGGAAGCUCAACCGCGGAGAAGGGCUUCUAGGCGACAGCUGUGGCAAACAUGCCCAAGGCUGCCCGGACCUUUGCCAUCGAAUACAUGAGCCACCUUUCUGUGCUUCGAUGUCCUCCGGCCCUGUUCCGAGACCUUGUCGCGUGGAUAGCACGGGCGAUUGGUUUCAGCACGUGGCACCCAGCCUGGAAACACGGGGCGUGAUCCACACCUACGUCCUGCCAUCAAGCAAGACAUCGAAAGCCCACGAGGUCCACACCAGGCUUUCCGCCUGGCGCUAUGCUUGGGAACGGGCGGGGUGGACCACACGCGUGCUGACCUUCAGCGAUGCCCAAAAGUCACCGGAGUUCGAAGAGUUGAAUGAGACGCUCUGGGCAGAGUUGAGGCCCGGGAGUUAUAGCUAUGGCUCCGAGCUUGAAGGCUAUUUCCGCUACUUGGCAAUGGCCUCCGCCGGAGGGGGCUGGAUGUCCGAGUACGACCUGAUCCCCACGUAUUUGACUGCGGACAUGGAGCCAGGAAACAACGGGACCUUCACGGUCUACCAGAACGAGGUCCCCGCCCUCAUGUCCGGCUCCAAGGCGGAGUGGUUGAAGGCAGCCAAGAAGAUGUUGAAAGAAAGGCUGCAGCACAAGGAUCGUCCAUCUUUCUCGGAAAGGCAGGCCUUGGAGGCCCUAAGGUUUCAGAAGGACCGAGACUUUGUCUUCAUGAACGUGGUUGCAGAGGCCGAUACUUGGCGGAAUCUUCCGAUGACACAUUGUCAGGUAAUGCAGCAGAUGACCCUGGCCCUGCACUUCUCUGAUGCUUCGAUUGCAAGGGCAGAAUUGAGAAACAAGAACCGGAGCAAGCUUAUGAUGAAGGCGGCCGAUCGCUGGUGGGCGUGUCAGUCUCCGCAGUCGAUAGGCCCGAUAGGCGCUACUCCGCCCGCUGCUAAGACGAAGCUGGCAGAGCCAGCACUGCCAGGGCCAGGAAGGGUUGAUUUCUUCCCACUUCGGGCAGAGGGAAACGCCAGCUUUCGGCUCCUCCUCCCGUCGGAAGCCGGCGCCGCAACCGGAGGGAGUGAUCUCGGAGUGGCCUGUACCGUGCUGAAUCAGCUGGCAAAGCUCCGCUGUUUCAGUAAGCUUAACUGCUCCUCAGAUGUCACAUGCGGGACGGAUGCAAUGUAUAUUGACAAUGUCAGCGACGGCAGCUGCAAAGACGUCUGGCCGCCCGUAGGCAAUGCCACAGACAUGCAUGAAGAAGCGAGGCUAUUCCUACAUGCGGGGCAGCCCGCGCAGGUCCUCGUUUUCCUGAGAGACCCCCGAGACAUCGUGAUUUCUGCUUUCCGAAGAGCUAAGACCAACCCAGACUGUCCAUCCAUGGAGCUCUUCGUCUUAAGGCACAUACAACCUGUGUCGCGAUGGGUGAAUAUGCGACACGAGUUUGUCAUGCGCCUGCGUGAGAUUGACGACACUCGCGCUCAAGUCUUCUUUUUCGAUGAUCUUUACAGCAACUUGACCAGCGUCGUGCGUUCCAUGGCACUCUUCGUGGGCGUGCGUGGCGAGAGGGAGGUGUCCGCAUCGAUGCUUCAACCACUUGUCGAUGUUGGCAUGUCCAGCAACCCCAACACAACAGCUCGCCAUCUGUGCCUUUCCAGUUCCGCUGUGUCAGAGCACGUGGGUGCUGCGAUGACGCGGCUGAUGAAGCGAGAGCUUUCGCAGACUCUCUGGGAGAGAUGGCGAAACUGCAAGCAAACGUGGCCGAAGGUGCCCACUUGUCCAGAAGGCUCGCAGCUUGCCAUACAGACCGGCUCUGCGGACUACUGCAGCGGUCCGCAAGGUCGCUCCUGCCCGAGUCUCUGCAGCAAAGAGAAGCAGGGCUCCGGCUGCCUAGAGCCGAGUCUGAGGCCAUCUCCGGGACCUUGUGUUGCCUCCCACGUUUCGGAGUUCUGGGGCGCUUUUCAAGGCCAGGGGAGGAGGCCUUUGAGGGUCAUGCACACCUACUACACCAACGAAGACGAUCCGUCCGACAAAGCAACAAACACGCUCAGUGCUUGGCAAGAGGCUUGGCGCCGUGCUGGUUGGGAGACCCGGAUUCUGACUAUAGAGGAUGCAAAGACUUCGGCGAACUUUAGCCAGGUAGAAAGAGACUUGCUUACAAAGGUCCCUCUGGGCAACAACCCAAGAUACGACUACCACUGCUACAUGCGCUACUUGGCUAUGGCCGAAGCAGGAGGCGGUUGGAUGUCGGACUACGACGUGAUCCCGACCUGGCUAACGCCAGACAUAGACUUGCCCAACAACGGCAGCUUUACCAUUUACCAGAACCAUGUUCCCGCCUUGCUGUCGGGCACACAGGAGGAGUGGUAUCGCAUGACACAUGCUCUCGUAUCCGUUGCUGUGGAGCAAGGCGAGGAACACGCGAUCUUGGCCCAGGGAAAGAAACUGUUCUCCGACAUGAUUGCAAUGCUGGUGCUGAGGAGUGUGGUGCCCCAGCCUCUCCUGUAUGUGAACGUUAUCGCAAAUGGCAACGAAUGGGGUCCGGAUGUGCGUGAGGUCGAUUGCGCAACGGUGCAAAGAUUCACUCUCGCAGUCCAUUUCUCCCACCGGGCAAUAGUGGAGCUUCAUCGGAAUCUGGGCAGUCGCGGUCGGACGAUGAGUGAGGCUUCCGAGCGCUUUUGGAAGUGUGCGGCAGAGGCAUCGCGGAGCUUCGCCACCAAAACCGGCACGCGAUCUUGA